This is a messenger RNA of Drosophila biarmipes, 1046 nucleotides long. RefSeq names its product probable palmitoyltransferase ZDHHC24. The record is from RefSeq and is a predicted model, not a curated record. Bases 83 to 985 code for a protein of 300 amino acids. NCBI's taxonomy places the organism in Eukaryota, Metazoa, Arthropoda, Insecta, Diptera, Drosophilidae. The transcript has a single exon. Gene Ontology annotation, molecular function: palmitoyltransferase activity.
CAUUCCCUUGGCAUAUACAUCAGUAAAUUCAGUACGAUACAUACAAAAUUACAGUUUGUUUUGAGUUACUGAUCUGCAGUUUAUGGAAAAUACUGUUGAAUCCUUAAGGCUGCGAGCUAAGAUGGAUUCACCGGAUCAAAGGGGCGGCGUCAGCAUGCCCAAGCGCAUUGUAAAACGCAUCAAACCUUGGGCUGAUACCAUAGCCGUGUCCAUGAAUGUCUCCAUGACGCUUUUCUUUUAUUUUUUCGAUGUGUUCUACGUGAUGCCGCAAUUUCUGGGAAUCUUUGGACAGGCGGUGCAUUUUGUGGUAAGCACUUGGAUAGCCUACAACAUCUUGGGCAAUUUGAGAGCCUGCACGAGGACCUUGAACUCGGUGGACACCUUGCCGCCGGAAGUGCUGAAGCCGGCCGAGGGGGAGGAGAGUCUGUGGCACUAUUGCGACCCUUGUCAAAGGACUGUACCGCCCAGGUCCUGGCACUGCAAGACCUGCAGUACGUGCAUCUUGAAGCGGGACCACCACUGCAAUUUCGUGGGAAACUGCGUGGGCCACAACAACCAGCGCUACUUCAUGUGGUUCUCGUUCUACGCCAUGAUUGGCAGCGCACUGGCCCUCUACGACAAUCUGCUGUACGCCCAUAAGCAUGGUUUCGAAUUUGUGAACCUGUUCACGAUGCAUUAUCUUCUUUUUGUCGAGUACCUACAUCCGGGCACCUUUGACUUGCUCUGGGAAAUCCUAAUAAGAUUCAUCUUGACUAUGAACGUGUUCGCCAUCGUAUUUCCCGGCGUCCUGUUCAUCUCGCAAUUAGUUGUAGUCCGCAACAACUCGGUUAUGUAUAAAACUGCUGAUUGCACCUACGAUUUGGGUAUUUGGAACAACUUUGGUCAGGUUCUUGGACGUCGGCGAUUCUGGACCUGCUUAUCGCCUGACAUCAAGAGUCCUCUUUCGCACAAUGGCACUCAAUGGGAGUCGAAGGGCACCGUUUAAAUAUAUUUUGAUAUCUUCUCAUCGUUGUCGCAGAUUAUAUUUGGUUUUGCAUCCCACACAA